This is a messenger RNA of Arctia plantaginis, 1491 nucleotides long. Lineage: Eukaryota; Metazoa; Arthropoda; Insecta; Lepidoptera; Erebidae. The record is from the annotation of a GenBank genome assembly.
AUGGGCGGGCGGGCGCGCCGCUCGCUGUUGGCGGCGCCCGCGGGCCUGCUACUGCUGCUGUGCCUGCUCUGGCCGAGGGGGGCACGCGGCGGUUACCACGAGAAAAAGCUGCUGCACCACCUACUGGACCAUUACAACGUGCUGGAGCGGCCCGUGGUCAACGAGAGCGACCCGCUGCAGCUCUCCUUCGGCCUCACGCUCAUGCAGAUCAUUGACGUGGACGAGAAGAACCAGCUAUUAAUAACAAACAUCUGGCUUAAACUAGAGUGGAAUGACAUGAACUUAAGAUGGAACACAUCGGACUUCGGCGGGGUUAAAGAUUUAAGAGUACCGCCCCAUAGGUUAUGGAAACCAGACGUCCUUAUGUACAACAGUGCGGACGAAGGGUUCGACAGCACAUACCCGACGAACGUGGUGGUGCGGAACAACGGUUCGUGCCUAUACGUGCCACCUGGCAUUUUCAAAAGCACCUGCAAAAUAGACAUCACCUGGUUUCCCUUCGAUGACCAACGCUGCGAGAUGAAGUUUGGCAGCUGGACUUAUGAUGGACAUCAGUUGGAUCUACAAUUACAAGACGAAGGGGGUGGAGAUAUUAGCAGUUUUGUCACUAAUGGCGAAUGGGAACUAAUAGGGGUCCCUGGCAAGCGCAACGAGAUCUACUACAACUGCUGUCCGGAGCCGUACAUCGAUAUCACGUUUGCGGUAGUGAUUCGUCGGAAAACUCUUUACUACUUCUUCAACCUGAUCGUGCCCUGCGUGCUCAUCGCCUCAAUGGCUUUACUUGGGUUUACGCUACCACCAGAUUCAGGCGAAAAGUUGUCUUUAGGUGUGACAAUUCUACUAUCGCUGACGGUGUUCCUAAACAUGGUAGCAGAGACGAUGCCGGCGACUUCAGACGCAGUCCCACUGUUGGGCACGUACUUCAACUGCAUCAUGUUCAUGGUGGCUUCCUCCGUCGUGUCCACUAUACUCAUCCUAAAUUAUCAUCACAGACACUCCGAUACUCACGAAAUGAGUGAAUGGAUACGAUGUGUGUUCCUGUACUGGUUGCCCUGGAUCCUGCGCAUGUCCCGACCAGGCUCGGCGACGACGCCACCGCCAGCACGAGCGCCGCCGCCGCCAGACCUGGAGCUGCGCGAGCGUUCUUCCAAGUCGCUUCUAGCAAAUGUGCUCGACAUCGACGACGACUUCCGCCAUGCGCAAUCGCAGCAGCCGCCCUGCUGCCGAUACUACAGAGGGGGUGAGGAGAGUGGAGCGGGGCUGGCUGCUCACAGUUGUUUCGGCGUCGACUACGAGCUCUCGCUUAUACUCAAAGAGCUUCGAGUCAUCACAGAUCAGAUGCGCAAGGACGACGAAGAUGCGGACAUUUCGCGCGACUGGAAGUUCGCCGCCAUGGUCGUGGACAGACUGUGCCUUAUUAUCUUUACCCUGUUCACAAUCAUUGCCACCCUAGCCGUGCUGCUUUCGGCGCCACACAUCAUGGUGUCGUAG